AUGUCGACGAAAACAUGCAGUUUUACUAGUCCCAGAAAGAAAGACGGUAUUUUUCAGUGUGACAAAAACCACGUAUGAUUUCAAUUGGAAAUUACACGUUUUCCAUAAAACAUUUUGCUCCUGUCGGUGUUUUACACACGUUUGUCCUACAUUUGAAAAUUUACAUAGACAUAACUUCGAUUCGACAGUAUGUUUCUUUGACCAAGAAAACUUCGACAUUUCAAAUAAUCUGUAUUUUUUAUUAAUUUUUAUUUCAUCUUUAUCUAACAAUUUUAAGUCACAAAUUUAAAGGACAAUCAAGCUUUUUAUAUAAUUCCCACUUUCUAAUUUAAUAUUUUGUCGAAGAACUUGAAACGAGUGAUUUAAAAAGUAAUUAUUUCUACGAUUCUUCAGUAAUCGAUGAAAACAACAAUUUUCUAUCUAUUUUCCUAUAUUUUUAAUUACAUUUCUACAAGUAUAUUUAUAGAAUUUAAUUAUAUUUAUAUUUAUUUAAUUAUAUUUUAAUUAUAUGUAUUUAAUUAUAUUUAUUAUAAAAUCCACAUAAAUGUGGAUUCCGCAAUUUAUUUAUAGAGAAUAUUAUUAAUUAUGUUAUAAAUAUUAAUAACUAUGUCAGACGACAUCUGAGAUGAAAUUUAUAGUAUCAUAUUUGGCAGUUUGCCCUAAUCUCUUUGGAGCAACACUGUUAAUUAAUCUUUAUAUUCUUGGAGUAUUGUACAGUAUCAUAUUCAUUCAAAUAUUGCCGUAAAUCAGAUAUGUACAGAACUUGAUUAAGGUUUAUAAAUACUAUUUACUAUUGAAAUGUUAUAAAAUGAUGUACAUAGAAUUUAGAAGAGGAAGUUUUAUCAUAUAGUCGUAAUAUUGAUUUUUUAAUUUUUAAUUCAUUUGCAUCGUCGUGUUUCAUAAACACGAGCGAAUAUUUUUAAUAAUUUAUUGAUCAUAAUAUUGUCUUCAAAAUGAUACAUUUUUUAGCUAAUAUACGAAUAAGCUAAAUUAUUCUCAAAUAUAUUAACUAUAAACUGUAGACUUUCUCCGAUUCUCUUUUAUAAUUCUUCAGAUAAAGCCCUUCCAUUUCCUCGUGAAAGGAAUUGACAUCUGGAUCUUUCGUAGAACAUUUUAUGUUACAUUUAUAUUUAAUUUUACAAUAAUUUUUAAUAUGAUCGAUAGUAAUUAUUGAUAGUAACGUUGUUGUUAUCUUCAAACGUUGACUGCAUCUGAGAUUAAAGUUUCCUGUUUCAACGUUCAACAACACUGAACAUUAAAUAUCUCCGAUCUUCUUUUAAUCAAGGAAAAUGCAAUAACGUUUCAAGAAUUCAUCUCUCGUUUUACAGAUAGUAUUCCAACGAGAGAAGACCUUCGGAUACGAAAGAGACAAUUCCCAACGGGGGAAAAAGAAGAAGAACCAAGGGAAGGAAAAUGAAGAUGAACUGAAAAAAUUGUAUCACUGCCACGUGGAGACGGUGAAACUUAUGUUGAGAAGUUCCGUGUUACUCGAUUUUAUAAUGAUGUGCUUCAGUCCUCAAAACACAGAGAGUCCCGAACUUCUCUACCCCUCGAAACACACAAAAAGUUUCCGACAUCUUCAAUCUCCGAAACUUGAAAAUAUUUUCCAAGUUGCCUCGCUUCUCUCGCUGCUCGUUUGUUUACAUUAA
Messenger RNA from Heterotrigona itama, 1649 nucleotides. Lineage: Eukaryota; Metazoa; Arthropoda; Insecta; Hymenoptera; Apidae. The record is from the annotation of a GenBank genome assembly.